Cuscuta campestris is the source of this 538-nucleotide messenger RNA. The record is from the annotation of a GenBank genome assembly. Lineage: Eukaryota; Viridiplantae; Streptophyta; Magnoliopsida; Solanales; Convolvulaceae.
CUACAACUGCCACUCGUCGCUGCGGCCACUAGAGUACCACUAUUGAUUGCCGACGUUGACUAAUGGUGGGGCCAAGAUGUAAAGCAGACCGAGAGCGGUUCCCGCCAAACAAUGUGGUGUUGAUGCUAGCCGGCGCAGGGCUGCUAUGGAUGGGGUGGGCCGGGUUCAACGGCGGAGACCCAUACGCCGCCAACAUCGACUCCUCCCUAGCGGUGCUCAACACCAACAUCUGUGCCGCCACCAGCUUGCUAGUUUGGACAUGGCUUGAUGUCAUUUUUUUCCAUAAGCCAUCUGUCAUUGGAGCUGUUCAGGGAAUGAUCACUGGCCUCGUCUGCAUCACUCCCGGUGCAGGUAUGUAUGCACAUAUAUACUCCCUCCGUCCCAAAAAGAAUGGGACGGUUUGACUUUUUGGAAAAUUAAGGGAGAGAUAUUUUGGUAUUGACUUUCCAAAAAUACCCUUAAUGUGAUGGGUAAAAAUAGUGUUAGGAAUAAACACACAACACACACAAAUAAUCUGCAAGAAACGAGAUAAACGGAA